AUGUCCACCGCCCCGCCUCUAGUCGCCAUCACCGGCGUCGACAAACUCACGCUCCUCCUCGUCCUGUACCUCAAGGCGGGCAUACCGUCGGACUGCGACGAGCAGCAGUUCGGAUGGAACACCGCUGCCGCACAAGAAGCCCUGCCGCACUACAUCGAGACGUUCGGUGGCCGGGCCAUCUACGCGAAUCUCUCGGGCGACUACGCCUGCCCUGCGGGAUACGACUCGAUGGCUGGUCAAGGCACAUUCGAGGCCUGUGUCGAGGAAGCCAGAUCUCUCACCUUCGAUCUGGAAGCAUGGGGGGGAGGGUAUGAUUGA
Molecule: messenger RNA, 318 nt
Organism: Aspergillus saccharolyticus JOP 1030-1
Lineage: Eukaryota; Fungi; Ascomycota; Eurotiomycetes; Eurotiales; Aspergillaceae
Exons: 1
Coding region: 1-318 (105 amino acids)
Source: RefSeq, a predicted model, not a curated record